Messenger RNA from Linum tenue, 960 nucleotides. The record is from the annotation of a GenBank genome assembly. Lineage: Eukaryota; Viridiplantae; Streptophyta; Magnoliopsida; Malpighiales; Linaceae.
GACGUUUUCUCUGUUCUCUUUCUGCUGCGCCUGACAACAGACAAAGACCAGAAAGAGAUAGAGAGAGAGAGAUGGAGUGAAAAGGAAGGUGAAGGAGACGAAAGGGGUUUUAGGUUUUUUGUGGGUUUUCUACUGCAUUUUGUGGGGAAGGAAGGCAGAGUGGGGGGGAAAAAAUGACGCAGACGCCACCGCCACAGCCGCAGCAGGGGAUGCUGAUGAACACUCCUCCGGGAAACGUCACCACCGAGCAGAUUCAGAAGUACUUGGAUGAUAACAAGCAGUUGAUCAUGGCUAUCCUAGAGCAUCAGAGUGUUGGGAAGUUUGCUGAAUGUUCCUCUUUGCAAAACCAGCUACAACAGAACCUGAUGUACCUAGCUAAGAUUGCUGAUGCUCAGCCACCACCACCACAGCCACAAGGGACAGCACCACCAGCACCAAAUGUUCAGAUGGCGCCGGUGCAACAGGAGCAGCAGCAACAACAACAACAACAACAUUACAUUCAGGCAUCCCAGGGUCAAAUUGAAUGGUCGCAGCAGCAGCAGCAGCAGCAGCAAAUGUACCAUCAAGCUCCUCGGCAUCCUUUUCAGAUGAACGACCCUAAGCAACAGCAACAACAGCAGCAGCAUUCCUAUCAGAGAUAAGGAAAACAUGUCGUCCUAGCGUCUCACGUGUGUUCCGAGUACUUUAGUUUCAAGGUUGCGAUUCAAUGGGCACCAGUAUAAGCCUGGACUCUCACUUUGCUUUGUAUUGAAGUGCGCCAAAACUUAUAUCCCAUUUUAGGCUAACCCCAUGGUUGUUCCCCGUUUGUUUGACAUUAAUUCAUAUCCUGUUGAUUUGUGAAGCAACAUUGGGUUUGGCCGAAUGGUUCGAUUUCAAUAUCCAAAACCCAACUACGCACUAGAGGCUGGGCUAAUUUUGUGGCUAACCCAUAGUCAGAGAAAUUCAAGGCAAGGCAGGAAG